Penicillium longicatenatum is the source of this 1320-nucleotide messenger RNA. RefSeq names its product acyl-CoA dehydrogenase family protein. The transcript has a single exon. Bases 1 to 1320 code for a protein of 439 amino acids. Gene Ontology annotation, molecular function: acyl-CoA dehydrogenase activity; flavin adenine dinucleotide binding. The record is from RefSeq and is a predicted model, not a curated record. NCBI's taxonomy places the organism in Eukaryota, Fungi, Ascomycota, Eurotiomycetes, Eurotiales, Aspergillaceae.
AUGGCGACUUUUUUGAAUCAAACAAGCCGUUAUGCUCUACGGGUAGCAAGGAGAGUAAGUGUCGAUCGACCGGCCCAUUGGACUAUCCCUCCAACCUAUCCUCUGCGGCCCUUACGAAACCUCCAUGCACGCGCUACUGAAUUCCUUCAGAGCCAAGAUCCAGAAUUAUCUGACUCCCAGCGAACGGUACGAGAAUCAAUUGGCAAGAUCUGUUCCAAUUUCCCUGACGAGUAUUGGGCCCGCGUGGACCAGUCACAUACCUUCCCGACAGAGUUUUGUGAUGCGAUCGCACAACAAGGCUGGUUGGGGAUCUGCCUACCGCAGCAGUAUGGGGGAUCGGAAUUGGGGAUCUCGGAGGCAGCCGUGAUGAUGCAGACCAUCUCAGAGUCCGGCGCUGGAAUGACAGGAGCCUCUUCCAUUCACAUGAACAUCUUCGGGUUGGAACCUGUCGCCAAAUUUGGCACUGGCGAGCAAAAGGAGAGAUGGUUGCGGCCUUUGAUCGCCGGUCGCGAACGAGCAUGCUUUGGGGUGACUGAGCCAAACACUGGUCUUGAUACACUGAAGCUCCAAGCUACUGCGCGUAGAUCGGGCGACGAGUAUGUACUUUCCGGGCAAAAAAUCUGGAUUUCAACCGCGCAGAGGGCCGACAAGAUUUUAAUUCUUGUACGCACGACGCCACGCGAUCAAGUCCAAAAGCCAUCUCAGGGUCUAUCACUUUUCUACACAGACUUACAGGUCCCCCAAGUUGAGAUAACGGAGAUUCCUAAAAUGGGACGGGGGGCUGUGGAUACCAACACCUUGUUCUUCGAUGACUGGCGCGUACCGGUAUGUGAUCGCGUUGGGGCGCAGGAUGAAGGAUUUCGCAUGAUUCUGCAGGGAAUGAACGCAGAACGGAUUUUGAUCGGAGCAGAAGCUCUUGGGCUUGGGUUUGCGGCUUUGCGUCGCGCCGCUCUAUACGCGGGCGAACGAGUGGUGUUUGGGCGCCCUAUUGGCCAAAAUCAAGGCAUUCAACACCCACUGGCUGACAGCUGGAUGAAGCUAGAGGCGGCGCGCAUGAUGAUUUCCCAGGCUGCUCGCCUUUACGAUCAGGGGUACCAUGGUGGAGAAUACGCGAACGCUGGGAAAUAUCUCGCUGCAGAAGCUGCUUUCGAGGCUUGCGAAAGGGCGAUCCUGGCUCAUGGAGGUAUGGGGUACGCCCAGGAGUACCAUGUCGAGCGCUAUCUACGUGAGGUCUUCAUUCCUCGCAUUGCUCCUGUCAGCCGAGAGAUGGUUUUGAACUAUAUAGGAGAGCGAGUGCUUGGUCUUCCCAAGUCAUAUUAG